UCCAAAAUUCAAUCCUUCUUUCAUCAAUUAUCUAAAGUAGUUUUUAAGAAGAGAAAGCGAAGCGCUGGUUUAUGAAGAACAUACAAGAAAAGCAUCCAAUUGCGCCUCUCAUGUACACACCAACCUCAAUUUGUCCUAGGCCUAGACAAACUUUCUCAUUUUUGUUCCGAUUUAGGAAAAUAAUUUCAUCAUCCGCCGGGAAAGGCUAACAAAUAAGGAACCGGAGCCAUGAUCUCUAAAGAAGAUGCUCGUAUUAUCUUUGGCAUUCUAGGAAAUGUCAUAUCCGUGUCGCUGUUUCUCUCCCCCGUGCCAACAUUUUACCGAAUAUGGAAGAAAAAGGCAGUGGAGCAGUACUCAGCGGUACCAUACCUAGCGACGUUCAUAAACUGCGGGCUUUGGAUACUAUACGGGCUGCCAAUGGUACAACCCAACAGCACGCUGGUGUUGACCGUUAACGGCACUGGUUUUGUGAUCGAGAUCUUUUACUUGUCUUUGUUCCUCAUCUACUCUGUGCCUAAGAAGCGCCUCCGCCUCGUGGCUGCGGUGGUGACCGAAUGCUUCUUCCUCGCCGCCCUCUCCCUCUGCGUCCUCCUCCUCGUCCACAAACCCAAGCCCCGCGCUGACAUCGUCGGCAGCAUGUGCAUGGCCGGCAACGUCUUCAUGUACGCCGCCCCCUUAUCCGUCAUGAAGCUGGUGAUCACAAGUAAAAGCGUGGAGUACAUGCCCUUCUUCCUGUCAUUCUUCUCGUUCCUGAAUGGGUUGUGCUGGACGACUUAUGCUCUCAUGAAAUUCGAUGCUUUCAUUCUUGUCCCCAACUCCAUAGGGUCGGCGCUGGGGCUGGCGCAGCUCGUCUUAUACGCUACCUUUUACAACUCAACUCAAAGAAUUUUGGCGCAGAGAAAAAUGCAAGGAGGGGAAGUGGAUUUGGCCAAAAUUGAUGCUGAACGCAAUCAAAACGGCGACGUCGUCAAUGGAGCUUAGUUUGAUUAUCUAUAUCCAUAAUCCAUCCACCUAUUUCAUUAUCAAUUAUUAAUUAUUUCUGUUUUGCUCCCAUCGCGAUUGCUAAGCACUCGUGAUUUGCUAUCGUCUCUUAUUGUAUCUAUUUCAAACUUACUAAGUUUACUAAUUUUAUUUUACAUUUGUUGCUAACUGUCAUGCUUUUG
This is a messenger RNA of Salvia miltiorrhiza (redroot sage), 1163 nucleotides long. RefSeq names its product bidirectional sugar transporter SWEET4-like. The record is from RefSeq and is a predicted model, not a curated record. Gene Ontology annotation, molecular function: sugar transmembrane transporter activity. Gene Ontology annotation, biological process: carbohydrate transport. The coding region runs from base 229 to 981 and encodes 250 amino acids. The transcript has 5 exons. Gene Ontology annotation, cellular component: membrane. NCBI's taxonomy places the organism in Eukaryota, Viridiplantae, Streptophyta, Magnoliopsida, Lamiales, Lamiaceae.